UCUAAAAACAUUACAGCUUAACUGCGUAUGUACGUCGCGGAAAACGGCGACAAACCUCCAUAUUUUGUCUAAACUUGUAAAUUUAUGUUUUACUUGAUUACAAAAAUCCAAGUAAAAAACUUGUAAAACAAGUAAAACCGUUUUUUACUUGUUAUAAGUUAGUGUUUUGCUCUCGGCGAAAUAAUAUCGCAAAUUCACGAAGACUUUAUUUUUAUUAUGACCAAAAUUCCGUUUGUUGUCUGGAAUCCAUGGAAUGUAAUCAGUAAUGUAUAAUGCAAUGGCACGACGUGUAAUUGCAUUAAUAUUGAUUUGUCUGGCUCAUUGGUUAAUUAAGGUUUCUUGAAUCUGUGCUUCGAUCUACACAAACAACUAAGACAACAGGUGACGUUCAUCCAGGAACGAGGCGCAUUGGCAGGAGCAUGCUAUAGUAAUGCGAGUAGUCCAAUCAGUUUCGGGUUUCACCUUUGCGUACCUAGUACAGUGACUGAAAAUUCACGUGCAUGUAAUUACCUAAAUGCAAUUAACUGACGCUUUGUGCCUUGUAACACUACUCGGUAAAUUAUACGAAAAUAUCGUUGUGCUAUACCAUAGUGUGUUAAUGCUUUUGAAGUUUUAUGGUAAGCCAGUUAUCCCAAGCCCCUUCUUCAUGACACAAUCCUCGAACCCGGACUAGUCGAAUCAGCACGACAGCCUAACCGAAAGCGUUUGUUUGUGAUUUUACCCGAUAAGACGGCUGUGCUGUGGAUGAUCCUGAUUGGCUGGUCCAUCGCGUUAGUCUGCAAUUCGCUGGUGACCGCCGGGAUUGGUGGUUCGUACGAGGCCACGGAGCCCUGGGGCACGUGUGGAGCAAAGGUCACCAGUGCCGUGGUGCAGCCGCUCAUUGUCUUCAUCAGCGUGGUGUUUCCUCUGGCUCUCGAAGGUUCCAUUUAUCUAUGCAUUUUUACUACGAUUUUACUACGUAAAUUUGUUGCCGGGAAGAAUCUGGUUGCCCCGUCGCAUGCUGCAACUUCCCAGCCAGGAUCGCAACAGCGGCAGAAAAGACUUAAAGUUGCCAGAAUGUUGUUUUGCUCGAAUAUCUGGUAUAUGGCCUGCUUUCUUCCGGCGCCCAUGACCUCCGGUUUGAAUCCGCAGCUGUAUAAUAUGGCGCCGUUGAUGCAGCUCUAUUUUCGGAGUUUGUUAGCUGUUGGCUAUGCCACUGUGCCGGUAAUCUACCUGGUCAUGAAUAAUGAUUACCGGAAUGGAUUAUACGAAAUCUGGAGGAGCAGCAAAGGCAUGCGGUGUUACAAAUUUAUGGGAUGCAAAAAGGCUGCCAUAAGAGCCCCAACUGAAAACCGUUAAUUGAGGAAACAGAACGCACUUUUGAGCUUUUUUAAGCGGUCGUAAUUUAUUUGUAAUUACAGCCGAAGCGCUAUUUUUAAUGAUACAACAAUGCUUGGGUAGAUAAAACCGUACAAGUACCUCGUCUUACAGCAUUAUUAAUUUGGAUUGUCUUGGGCUACUUAUUGUGGGGAUCACUGAUGAUUAGCAACUGAUCAUAUGUUGAGAAUAAAU
This is a messenger RNA of Paramacrobiotus metropolitanus, 1551 nucleotides long. RefSeq lists its product as uncharacterized. The record is from RefSeq and is a predicted model, not a curated record. The transcript has 3 exons. Bases 745 to 1338 code for a protein of 197 amino acids. Gene Ontology annotation, cellular component: membrane. NCBI's taxonomy places the organism in Eukaryota, Metazoa, Tardigrada, Eutardigrada, Parachela, Macrobiotidae.